AUGCCCAUCUCGAGAAGCUUGGUCGUCCCCCCCUCCGCCAAGCAGCUCCCACUGCCUGAUUCCGCCUCGAGAGCCUUUCUCGUCUUCAUCUCCUCGGAAGACCCCGAGACCAAGCAGCCGUGGUGCCCCGACGUUCGGGCCUCGUGGCCGCACAUCCAGGCCGCGUUUGGCGGCGACGAGGCACCGACCGUGUCUGUGGUUCAAGUUGGCCAGAGGCCAGAAUGGAGGGACCCCGAGAAUGUGUUUCGGAAGAAUUGGAAUGUCAACGGCGUCCCGACGCUUGCCAGGUAUGAGCGUGUGAAUGGCGAGAUUGUCGAGACGGCUAGGCUGGAUGAGACGGGCAUCAUGGACGAGGCCAAGUUGCGAGGGUUUAUUGGUUGA
Metarhizium brunneum ARSEF 3297 is the source of this 381-nucleotide messenger RNA. RefSeq lists its product as uncharacterized. Gene Ontology annotation, molecular function: protein-disulfide reductase [NAD(P)H] activity. NCBI's taxonomy places the organism in Eukaryota, Fungi, Ascomycota, Sordariomycetes, Hypocreales, Clavicipitaceae. Gene Ontology annotation, cellular component: cytosol. The record is from RefSeq and is a predicted model, not a curated record.